AUGAGGAAAGCACUUGAGUUCCAAGAGGGAGAUAAUGUAAUUUUGAGAGUUACUCUGGUAACUGGUAUUGGUCAAGUUUUGAAGUCUCGAAAGCUCACGCCGCGUUUCAUUGGUCUAAAUCUGAUUAUAAAGCAAGUAAGAAAAGCGGAUUACAGAUUUGCGUUACCACCGUUUCUUUCGAAUCUUCACGGUGUCUGUCAUGUAUCUCAGUUGAAGAAGUAUAUUCUUGAUUCGUCUCAUGUGAUUCAAGGGGACGAUGUGCAAGUUAGAGAGAACUUUACUAUUGAGGCAUAUCCCUUGAGAGUAGAGGAUCGUGAAGUGAAUCACUUAAGAGGCAAGGAAAUUGCAUUGGUGAAGGUGGUAUGGGAAGGACCUGCUGGUGGAAGCGUGACGUGGGAGCUAGAGAGUCGGAUGAGAGAGUCGUAUCCGACUCUCUUUAUUUCAAGUGAUGUUUGA
Molecule: messenger RNA, 456 nt
Organism: Lathyrus oleraceus (garden pea)
Lineage: Eukaryota; Viridiplantae; Streptophyta; Magnoliopsida; Fabales; Fabaceae
Exons: 1
Coding region: 1-456 (151 amino acids)
Source: RefSeq, a predicted model, not a curated record